This is a messenger RNA of Vitrella brassicaformis, 2310 nucleotides long. NCBI's taxonomy places the organism in Eukaryota, Vitrellaceae. The record is from the annotation of a GenBank genome assembly.
CUUUCUCGCAGCGAUGUCGCAGCAUUCAUCGUCCCCAGCCGCAGAGGGCCCUUCAUCUCCGUCUUCAUGCCUCUACCAGCAUCAGCACUCCCGCCGUCACAAGCCGCGAGGCAACUUCCUCUCCGAUGACCAAACGCGCCGCACCAACGCAGCACUCGCACGCCAGGAGCGGGACCGCGCCGACCUGCUCGCCCAGAUCCGACGCAUAGCGUCAGAGAGCAUCACGGAUGAGGCACCGGAGCAACACGCAUACGCCGAUGAGCAAACCGAGUGUGACGAUGAGGAGCAUGUGGAUGUGGUCUAUGAGGAGGGGAGGGGCGGCGAGGUCGGCAUGGAGGAAGACGACGAACAAGAAAAUGGCGAUGAGUCUCACGCCGACAUGGCUGUCGUCGAGGGAGAGGGAGGAGAGAAGAAGCAUCAAGGGCCAAGUCGGCGGGCGAGGAUGGCUGCCCGGCUGCAGGUGUUUCGGUUCUUCGCCGGGCAGCUGGUGCAUCCCGACUGGCUGGUCUCCCCUCCCCCCGACCUCGCACACAACUGGCUGGUGGCCGCGCGGCCCGAGGGCAACCGGAUGCUGGUCAUCUCGAAGCACGGCUGGGCGGUGGCCCGCAACAAGAACGGCCGGUUCCAGAUGAAGUUCCCCUGCCUGCUGCCGCCGCGUGGCGUGACGAUAGUGGACGUGGCCUUUGCUGAGGCGACGCGGACCAUGCAUCUGCUGGACGUGCUGUGCUGGAACGACUGCCUGCUGAUGGACUCCUCCACAGAGUGCAGACACUUCUUCCUCAAGUCGAGGUGGGUGGGGGGUGUGCGGUGCGGUGCGGGCAGGACAGGGCAGGGCGGGGCUCUGUGAGUGAUGGACACAACUAACGAACUGGUGUCUGUGUGUGUGUGUGUGUGUGUGUUAUAGGUAUGAAGAGAUGGAGUCUGAGCUUCGUGAGACGUCUGUCCAUCACAUGUGAGGGACGGGAGGGGAGUGCAGUCACACACCCACACCCACACCCACACCCACACCCACGCCCACGCAGAUUCGCCGACACAUAUCACCGUGUAUGUGGAUGCGUGUGUGUGUGUGGAUGUCAGGUAUCCCAUGGUGCUGGUGGACCUUCACGAGUGCACGCAGCAGCACCUCCUCAGACUCUACUACGAGUAAGCAACGCAACCAGCACGAAUGAGUAUGGCCAUUUAUAUGUAUGUUUUCCGUGCACUGCGCUGAUCGUGUGUUUGUCGGUCAGGGAUUUGGACUAUCCGAAGGACUCCCUGCUGUUUGUCCACAAAGAGGCCCACUACGACCCUGGUACGCCACGCUACACUCGCACAACGUGCUCUGCAUUCAUUCCACAUGGGGGUGGUGUGCUGCGUGCCUGUUGGUGCUGACAGGUCUGAAUCCCCUGUGGCUGCAGUGGCGUGACGCCCACCUGAGCAGGUUUGCCAUCGACACCACCGACCCCACGGGCAAGGACCACCCGCACAGAGAGGUCGGCACGCUGCAGCUCACCAAGAGGCACAACAAACUCAAGACCAUGGGUGAGAUGAGAAGCCGGCCGAUAUGGUCAUCACAUCACUGGAGGGCAACACAGGCCGGCAGAGAGACGAUUUGUUGGACCCUCAGAUGGGCGGAUUGUCGGUGCGAUUGACGACACCACCCGCAAGCAGCACCGCUUGAAGCCCGGCCAACUCGUCAAGUAAGCAACGGAGAGAGAGGACACACACACACACACACGUACGACCGAAUACACCUGUGCUGCCAGGUGCGAGAUGGACGGCAUCGACAUGGACACGAUGGAGGUCCAAAACCUGAUGCCCCUCGGUGAGCGACACACCACACCAAUACACACAAACCGACACAGCCAACCACACACGUGUGUGUGUGUGUGUGUGUGUGGUGUGUGCAGGUCGCGGCCCGAAGACCCGUCUCUACCCCGACUCGUUCAGCCGUCUGGUGGUGCAGGCCUUCAUGCGCAUGGACAGCCCCCCGAUGGACUUCAACAGGAUUCUCGACGCAAUCGCACAGAGCCAUGACCAUGAGGAUGGUGCUGGUGGUGGUCAUGCUGACAUGGAUGUGUGAGGGCCGUACGGGCGAUAGGGUGGGAUCCAUGGGACCGGGCAGAUGCAUUGCCUGCAUAGAAGUGGGUGGUGUUUAUUUGGUAUGCGGACGGACCGAUGGCUGGUGUGGUGUGUUGGGGAUGGAUUCAUGUGAACGAGUCGACAGAGGCCUUGAUGGUGAGACAUAUGAGCCGCGUUCAAGAGCGUCACAGCCAGCAAGGCGAGCGAGGAUGGCAGACCGGGGGCGCUUGGGGCGCGAUAGAGGGCUGG